AGACACUUCUGUGUUCUAUGCUUUUAGAUGAUGCCUUUAGUGAUGCCUACACUGCGCAGAUAGGAUCUAAGUGUUUUGCUCAAGGACACUUCGGCAGGGCACAUGGAAGCUGGCGGACACGCUGUCUGCUUCUCUGUAAGUCUCUGUGAAUCAGAAACCCUUCGGCAGGUGUUUUCCACACCUGACUCUGUCUCGCUUCUGUCUCUUUACUUUUCCACUGCACAGUCCUUAUCAGCUGCAGAACAUAAACUCAUAGAUUCUGGGCAGGGGAUAGAUGUCGGAUAAGCUGACGUGGGAAAGGCUCCAGCCGCUGCCACACCUCCAUCACCUUAAGCAAGGUUGUGGUUUUGGACACGUAACCCGACACAUUCAGAUAUAAAAGCCUCGAUCGGACCCCGCCAAGUUCAGUCAGUCAAUAUGAGGGGGCUGCUCGCACUUACCGUGCUGUUCGUGGCCGUUUUCGGCAAGGAGACUUUUGAGGGGCACCAGGUUCUUCGCAUGUAUGCCAAGAAUGAAGACCAGCUGGCUCUUAUCAACGACCUGGAGGACAACCACGAGUUUGAGCUGGAUUUCUGGAGGGGAGUGACAGAUGUUAGAACCCCUGUGGAUGUUAGAGUUCCCCACCACAACCUGCGGUCCAUCAAAAUUCACCUGGAGAGUAACGCCAUCGAUUACUCCAUCAUGAUCGGAGACCUUCAGGCGAUGCUGGAUGAGGAGCGGAUGGAGAUGGUCUCUGCUGCUCGUGUUCCUGAGCCCAAAAACGCUGACAGCUACGACUAUGCCAGGUACCACCCCAUCAAUGAGAUCUACAGUUUCCAGGACAUGCUGGUGGCUGAGAAUCCCAAAUUGGUCAGCAAGAUUGUGAUCGGCAAGAGCUACGAGGGUCGUCCCCUGAAUGUGCUCAAGUUCAGCACCGGAGGAACCAACCGUCCCGCCAUCUGGAUCGAUACUGGAAUCCACUCCAGAGAGUGGGUCACUCAGGCCAGCGGCACCUGGUUCGCCAAAAAGAUUGUGGAUGACUACGGACGUGACCCCGCUCUCACCGCCAUCCUCAACAAGAUGGACAUCUACCUGGAGAUCGUGACCAACCCCGAUGGCUACUACUUCUCCCACACCAGCAACCGUAUGUGGCGCAAGACCAGGAAGCCCA
This is a messenger RNA of Gymnodraco acuticeps, 1150 nucleotides long. It is a transcript of the gene cpa5, whose product is annotated as carboxypeptidase A5. NCBI's taxonomy places the organism in Eukaryota, Metazoa, Chordata, Actinopteri, Perciformes, Bathydraconidae. The record is from RefSeq and is a predicted model, not a curated record. Gene Ontology annotation, biological process: proteolysis. Gene Ontology annotation, molecular function: zinc ion binding; metallocarboxypeptidase activity.